AUGUCUCCCGAACACCGCCUGAAAGAAGACUACCCAUGGACCCAGUCCCCCCUCAUAGCCAGCGCGCCAAUGCGCCUCAUAGCGCUCGCUCCGCUGGCGGUUGAAGUUUCCAAAGCCGGCGGCCUCGGCUUCAUCGGCGCCGGCAACGAUGUCUCCAUGCUCGAACCCGAGCUCCAAAAAGCCCAGCAGCUCUUCGCCGCCGCCGAGCACCCUCUCCCAGCCACGCUCCCCGUCGGCAUUGGGGUUUUGAACUGGGGCGCCGACCUCGACGCCACCCUCGCCCUCCUCCGCACAUACCGCCCCGCGGCCUUCUGGCUCUUCGCGCCGCGCAAGCUCUCGGACCUGCGGGCCUGGACGCAGGGCGCGCGCGACGCGACGGCCGGCGCGACCAAGGUCUGGAUCCAGGUCGGCAGCGUCGUCGAUGCGGUGCAGGUGGUGCGGGAGUGCGGGCCGGACGUGCUGGUGGUGCAGGGCGUGGAUGCGGGCGGGCAUGGGCUGGAGCGCGGGGCUGGGAUUGUCAGUUUGGUGCCCGAGGUGCAUGACGCGCUGGUGGCGGCGCUGGGGCCAGAGGGAGAAGCAGCGGAAGGGAAGAUGCCCGUGCUGGUUGCCGCGGGCGGGAUCAGUGAGGGGAGAGGCGUGGCUGCUGCGCUGGCGCUCGGGGCUGCGGGUGUGGUGAUGGGAACGCGGUAUUUGGCGUCGCCGGAAGCGGAGAUCUCGGGGGGGUACAGAGAUGAGGUUGUUAGGGCUAGUGAUGGGGGGCAGACGACUGUGCGGAGCGGUGUGUAUGACAAGCUGCGCGGGACCGUGGAUUGGCCGCCUGGGUAUGGCGGACGCGGAGUGAUUAAUCGGAGUUAUCAAGAUGCGAUUGGGGGGAUGGAUCACGAGGAGAAUGUUAGACUGUAUAAUGAAGCGAUGAAGAGCGGAGAUAAGGGAUGGGGUGUUGAGGGCAGGAUGACGACUUAUGCUGGCACGGGGGUGGGGUUGAUUAAGGGCGUGAAGAGUGCGAAAGAGAUUACGGAGGAGGUGAGGGAGGAUGCGAGGAGCGUCCUGAAGAGCUUAAGGGAGAAGUUGUAG
Coniosporium apollinis CBS 100218 is the source of this 1074-nucleotide messenger RNA. RefSeq lists its product as uncharacterized. The record is from RefSeq and is a predicted model, not a curated record. Bases 1 to 1074 code for a protein of 357 amino acids. Lineage: Eukaryota; Fungi; Ascomycota; Dothideomycetes. The transcript is spliced from 2 exons. Gene Ontology annotation, molecular function: nitronate monooxygenase activity.